CCCUCACACCUCCACCUCCAUCUCCCGAGACAGUAGUCUUACGAUGUUAGCUGGAUUGCAGGAUUCUGAGCAACUAAACGGAGAAUAUCAACAAAUGAUCAAGUGCGUUAAGUCCACAGCAGUGCCAAUACAUACGAGCAAUUAUUGCUAACGUAAUAGGGAGAAUAAAUAUACAUACAUAGCUUUCCACAUUCCAUGCAUCAGCAUCAGCGCCAUCGAGGGGGCAAUGGUGCAUCAGCCCGCGAAGCAGGAUCACGGGGAGGAGGAGCAGGAGGAGGAUCAGCAAUGUCACAGUGCGGCAACUGUCACGACCAGCUGCUGCCCCACCUGGAGGAGCCGGUUGUGAUGGCGCUGGGGCAGCAGUGGCACUGCGACUGCUUCCGCUGCUCCGUAUGCGACAGCCACCUGCACAACUGGUACUUUGAGCGCGAGGGUCUACUGUAUUGUCGCGAUGACUACUAUGCACGCUUCGGUGAUGCCUGUCAGCAGUGCACGGCGGUGAUAACAGGACCCGUGAUGAUAGCCGGGGAGCACAAAUUCCAUCCGGAGUGCUUCUGCUGCACGGCCUGCGGCUCCUUUAUCGGCGAGGGCGAGUCGUAUGCGCUGGUGGAGCGAUCGAAGCUCUACUGCGGCCACUGUUACGGAAAGAGAUCGUGCCAGCCGAUGCCGGCGGAUGCCAAAGCACGGAUAACGACAGCCGGCAAGCCAAUGCAUUCCAUACGCCUCGUAGAGAUACCAAAGGAUGCUACUCCCGGACUCCGUGUGGAUGGGGUGUCCCUGGACGAUGGCUGUCCCUCCGUUCGGAUCACAGAUUUAAUUUGUAAUUUUUAUGGCCGCAUGGGCGAGCACGCCUUCGCGUGGCUGAGCUCCGUGGCGGAUAAUUGCUGUGGUGCAAUCUAUAGGAUCGAUGUGAAUCUGACGAAUCUGCAUAUCGGGGACCGCAUCCUGGAGGUGAAUGGAACACCGGUGAGCGACUCUUCGGUGGAGCAGAUCGACAAGCUGAUACGAAGCAACGAGAAGAUGCUGCAGCUAACGGUGGAGCACGAUCCGGUGCAGGUCUGCCGCUCCUGCAGCCAGGCGGACAUACAGAGAGCCUGCUCCACACUGGUCCUGCCACUUAGUACAUCGGCCUCCAGCGUAGAGGUGGGCGGGCGCGAGCGGGAGCGUCUCUACAAAUCAUCUGGAACUGGGCCCGAGCAGAGUGCCAAGGCGAGGAAGCUGCGCCAGGCCACGAAUGCCACUUCCUCAACAAUGACAACGACAACGACAUCAGCAGCAGCAGUGGCAGUGGCAGUGGCAGCAGAGGCGGCCGGGGCAGGAAUCCACACAACAGCACACAUGGCACAGUUUAAGGAUAAGGAGCGCUGCUCGAGCAUGUCAAAGCUACUGGAUGACCAGCACACGGCCCAACAACACUCCGCCCAUCCGCAGCUGUACGAUCUGUCGCGGACGCAGAGCUGCCGCGUCGUGCAGAAGCCGCAGCGCAUUUUCCGUGCCUCGGAUCUCGUGAUUGGAGAGAAGCUGGGCGAGGGCUUCUUCGGGAAGGUCUUCAAGGUGACGCACCGCCUCAGCGGUGAGGUGAUGGUGCUCAAGGAGCUGCACCGCGCUGACGAGGAGGCACAGCGGAAUUUUAUCAAGGAGGUGGCCGUGCUCCGGCUGCUCGACCACCAGCAUGUGCUCAAGUUCAUCGGAGUGCUCUACAAGGACAAGAAGCUGCACAUGGUCACCGAGUACGUGGCAGGAGGUUGCCUCAAAGAGCUUUUGCACAACUCCAGCGAGUCCCUCAGUUGGCCACAGCGCGUAUGCCUAGCCCGGGACAUUGCCUGCGGCAUGAGUUACCUCCAUUCAAUGAACAUCAUCCACCGGGAUCUUAACUCGAUGAACUGCCUGGUGCGCGAGGAUCGUUCUGUGAUUGUUGCCGACUUUGGUCUCGCCCGGAGUGUGGAUGCACCGCGUCUGCCAUACGGCGGGGCAUCUGGAGCUGUUACUGGAGUUUCUGCUGCUGGAGGCAGCGAUGCCAUGUCGCCGAGCAGCACUCUGAGGCGAAGCAAGAGCCGACAGCGAAGGCAACGCUACACGGUGGUUGGUAAUCCCUAUUGGAUGGCUCCGGAGAUGAUGAAGGGCCUCAAGUACGACGAGAAGGUGGAUGUAUUCUCAUUUGGCAUAAUGCUCUGUGAGAUCAUUGGUCGCGUGGAAGCGGAUCCCGAUUUCAUGCCGAGGAACUCGGACUUUAGCCUUAAUCAGCAGGAGUUCCGCGAGAAGUUCUGCUCCACCUGUCCGGAGGCCUUUUUUAAGGUGGCGUUCGUCUGCUGCGACCUCAAUCCAGAUAUGCGACCCAGUUUCGAAACGCUGCACGUGUGGCUGGAGCAGCUGCGCCACCAUCUGAUCACUGAGCGACUGCCGCCCGUCCGCCUUCUGCACGAGAUCGAGAACUUUCACGAGAACUACCUCAGCUCGGAGGACGCCCUCUCGCCCACCUCCCAACGCAGUCUGGACAACCUCGAUGUGCUUUUGACGGCUUCUGCUGAAGCGCCUAAGGCCCCAGACAUCGAUGCGAGCAAUGCGGACGAUUCCUCACCCUCGAUCCAAGAGAAGGAGAAUCUGGUGACUUGCGCUCAGGAGAUACCCAAGUCUCCUCAUCUGGGGAAGGAUUUCUCACCCAGCGGCGAGCGGCUGCGGGACAGCAUGCGUGCCCGUCGCCGCCAGCGCUUUCUGGGUGCCCAGGAGGAGCGACGCAAUGUCACCCCGGAGACCCACUCAACGGAGCGGGCCCUGAAGCAGGCCCUGAAGAAGUGCCGUCCGUUUGGGGAGAAGGGCUACCUCGUCGACCUGCGUCCCGGCGCGGAGCUGCAGUUACACAACGUUCGCGACCUCAACAACUACUCGGAUUUAGACUCCAGCUGCGAUACGAGCCUCAAUUACCACGAGGUGAAUGCUCCUACUUCUACAUUGCCAGAGCCCAAGGAGGUGGCGAGCCAAGAUGCUAAGGUAGUGAUGGACCCCCCUCGACCCCCGGCCCCAGAGCCAGAGCACCGCAUGGCCAUCGAUGAUAUGCGUACGCGACUGCACCAGUGCCGCAGUAAGUUCGAGCACCUCGAGGAGGCGAGCCGUCGCAAUUUCAGCCAAUCGCAGAGCUCUAUGCGCAACUUCUUUAAGACGCCGCCGGUGGCCCUGAAGAUGUUUCAGAGGCUGGAGCACGAGGCAGCCGCCGCCGGCCUCAAUGGCAACUGUCCCCCACCGCCACCACGAACCCAGCGUAUUAAUCAGACGCCUAUAUUUGGGCGCCGCAAUCCGCUGCCAGCGCAACAGAACCAGGUCCAACAUGCCGAUUCCCUCGAGAAUCUGGCCACGAAUACGACCGGGCACGGCAAGCAGACACCGGCACUGGCACCCAAGCGAAGCAAGGCUGCCACCAGCAGCAGCCAGAACACCGGCCCCGCCGAGGUGCACGGAAUCUUGGCUGCAGCUCCGUCCGGGUCUCCGCUUUUGUUCCAUCGAGUGGCCAGCGACAGUAGUCCAGUAACGGUAGCUACAGCAGCUUCCCCGGCAGCCCCCCCGGAUUGGCUACCCAAGAAGCACAAAAUGACUCUCCCCCUGCCAACCCAACGGUCCAGCAACCAGCGCCAGCCUUUGGGCAGCCACAAGACAAAGCUGCCCAAAAGCCCCUUCAGUCGUUCGUAUGCACAGCCGGCACAAACUUCCCCCAGCCACUGCAAUGCAUCGGCAACGCGGCCCCGUCCGGGAUCACCCAGCAAGCAUUUGGCCCAAAGGCACACUGCGGCCACCGCCCAGCGCCUGAGCAACGUUGUUCCCGUUCACCAGCAGCAGCAGCAGCAUCAGCCAUCGUCGAAGACAACCCGUCUGAACAUCCUCAGUCCAGAGAGGGUGCAUCGUCUGGGGGCACGACUCAGCGACCAGAAACAGAAAAUGCGGGAGGAGGUAACAACGGCAGCGGCAACAGUUGGCGGUGGAGGAGCUGGAGGCGUAGCGGCCACAUUGGCGGAUGUCAGCAAUGGUCAUGGACGGUCCGGGUCGGCCGGUGGAGCAGGUGGUGCCGCCGGGGAGAGACGAAGAAGGCCACCGCCGCCACCGCCGGUGCGCAAUCAUUUCAAUACGCGCUGCUAGCUGUCACACACCUGUUAUACAGGGAGAGGCAUGUGGAGGCAUUGUAAGCCCUAGCUGUGAGAAAAUUCCGGUAAACUGUUAUAAACAGUAAGUCGGUUCCACUUUUAGCCACAGCCACAACAUAACUGGUCGAACUGUUAUACGCACAAGACACAAACACAAGCACAUACCAUACAACGCACAUUCCAACCGAAUCCAUAAAUCAAUCAACGAAAAGCGAAAGAGGGAAAGAUGAGAAGCGUAUAACAGUUAUUCUCAUUCAAAACUGAAAGCUGUUCCAUUAGAGCUCUUCGCCUUGGAAUGCAUACGAAUCAUAACGAAGGUUAAGUGCCUGCGCGAUAAAGCGAAACAAAUUCAAGAUGCAAUAUUUACAAAUUACUCGUUAUAAAAACAGUUAUAUAGUGUAAUAUAGAAUCGAAUAGAAACCCCCAAACAGAACACCUAAUGCUAGUGCUUAAGAUUUCGUAACAGGCUCCCCUCAUAUAUUAGGUUUAAGCUCAUGUAUCAUGUGAACCGAUUAGCGAGAAAGAGGAGAUGAAACGUAAACUUGUGCCAUGCCCAGUGAUAAAAUAUGAUGGAAUCCUGGGAUUGAGCGAUGUGCGAAAGAUAUAAUAUGUGCAAAUGUAUGUAUGUAUGUAUAUGGCGAAGAAAGACCCCACCCAACAAAAUGAAAAAAAGACAUUAAUGAAGUAAAUUUGUUUAGAAAAUUGUGGUUUAAAAGUGUCUUUAAAUACAUAUGUGUGUAAAUAUUGUACCAAACACUAAGAUAAUUUCAUAAAGCCACUAUGUAUGAUAUCUAUCCAUUCGUACAUACAUAUGUAUGUAUAUGUGUGUACUUUUUUUCCAUGUUAGUGCUUAAAUCUAAUUUAUUAUUUAUCGAUCGAUUCUCCAUGAACAAUAAUUAAUAGCAUUUUGUAUUGAGAAACAAAAGUCUAACUUGUAUUUAAUAUAAUAAUACUAUUAUGUAUGUAUGUAAAUACAUAAAUAUGUACUAUGUAUUCAUUUAAAUAUGUGUGUACAUAUGCGAACUCUUUUGCUCAAAGAAGGCAUCUUUAGAUGUUAAGCCACAUUGCACAUUGCUAACUGUUAUACACACACAUACCCAUCAUACAUACACACUACGUAAUGCUGUUCAAGGAAUAAGAAGGAACUGUUAUACUGCACUUGAUAUUUACAUUAUAAAACGCUUGCAAUUAAUAUAUGUAUGUAUAGCUUUAUUGCCAUAUGUGUACAUAUGACACCCGAGUUUGUUUGUGUUUGCUAUACGGUAUAACAAGUAUGAAAGCACGAUGAUCGUAAACGUUUCCAUUGUCAUACAUACACGUAUAACACACCCAACUGUUACAUGAUUGUUAUACAGUAUACCAGUCUUAGCUAGCACACGCUAAAAACAAUGAUUUCUAACGUGCAAGUUGCCAUAUAACACUUAAGUGCGUGAAAUGUACUGUUUUAUAGUAUAACAGUGGCUGCACAAAUACAUACUCGCGCCUCUCAAUGUUUUAACUAAAAACUUUAUCUAGUAUUUAAUGAAUAUA
Drosophila guanche is the source of this 5660-nucleotide messenger RNA. It is a transcript of the gene LIMK1, whose product is annotated as LIM domain kinase 1. Gene Ontology annotation, molecular function: protein serine/threonine kinase activity; ATP binding; protein binding. NCBI's taxonomy places the organism in Eukaryota, Metazoa, Arthropoda, Insecta, Diptera, Drosophilidae. Gene Ontology annotation, cellular component: nucleus; cytoplasm. The transcript is spliced from 6 exons. Gene Ontology annotation, biological process: protein phosphorylation; actin cytoskeleton organization. The record is from RefSeq and is a predicted model, not a curated record. The coding region runs from base 196 to 4125 and encodes 1309 amino acids.